Messenger RNA from Meira miltonrushii, 849 nucleotides. RefSeq lists its product as uncharacterized. Lineage: Eukaryota; Fungi; Basidiomycota; Exobasidiomycetes; Exobasidiales; Brachybasidiaceae. The transcript has a single exon. The record is from RefSeq and is a predicted model, not a curated record. Bases 1 to 849 code for a protein of 282 amino acids.
AUGUGGCGAAAGGGUCAUCAUACUGCAUUGAAUACUGGUGCUUUGAAACAAAUCUUACCUAGAUCAUCCGCUAUCCUCAAGUAUUCGACGGCAAACUACAAUUCUAUGACCUCAACAUGUCUGCGUCUACCAACAAAUGCCAUUUAUUCCUCACCGUUCAAGCCUAAGCGAUCUGGCUACGCUGUAAAACCUCUGUCACGGUGCUAUAGCACUCAAGCUCGAAUUCAAACCGUGUCUAAAAGAACAAGCGCAGGGUUGAAGACCAUUUUUACUGGCUACAAGUAUAAAAAAGGUGAAUCGUUCAACGUCUUUCUACCGGUCUUGGGGAUCAUCUGUGUGGGAACGUUGGCGUACACGUUUUCUUCUUGGCCAAGUAAAAGCGAGCAAGACAAAGCAAAUAAGUACAACGAGAAACUUACAAAGCGACCCACAGAUGCACAAGCAAUGUGUGCAGAUAUACAAGCACUAGAGGCAGUUCUGAAGAAAAUGGAAAACUCGGUAAUUUUGAAGUAUUGGCAACUCAUCAAUGCACAACAAACACGAUUGAGGAAUGAUCUUUCUAAGUCUUAUGUCAGAUUUUGGGACGUCGGCUUUUGCAAAGUUGAUAAAAUACACCAGAACACGCCAUGGAGCGCAGUUAGACUUACAGUGCGAGAAAUCAAAAAUGUGGUAAUGAGCUUAACAAAGUGGUUUUCAAGAUCAUGUGUCUCUCUCCAACAGGCUCGAAUGGACUCGCUACCAUUUCUAUCAUUCUUCAUUGUGGUUUUUCUCAGUCUUCACACCAAUAAGAUACGCAGUAUGGUAAAAAAACCAAAAACAGUUCUGGGUCUUUUUUCGAGUUCAUUUUGA